AGAAGCAACUGGACUCCGGAUCCCCACACUUCCUCUUCACCUGCUGUGGCUCCUGAACACAGCUUUCAAAGACUAUGAGGAACAUCAGGGCAGCCACGGAACACCUCAUUGGCUUGGGGUGGAAGUUCUGGCGCUUGGGGAUCUGCAAGGCAGUUGUUCCACUGCAGGCUGCCUGGAAAGCCUUCUCCCAGCCUGUCCCAGCCAGCUGUAACGAACUACUGACCCAGCUUCUCCUGUGUGUUUCCUUGGCCAGUCUUAUCGCAGGCCUGGCGCAUCACUGGCUGGUCUCUUUGCAGCUUUAUCCUUUGGGACCCCCUGCCCUGGUGACCGCUCUCUGUGGUCUCUUCGUCUUCCUAAGCCUGGGCCUGGUGCCCCCCAUCCGCUGCCUAUUUGCGCUCAGUGUGCCAACCCUGGGUUCCAAGCAGGGCCGCCGGUUGCUCCUGUCCUACAGUGCAGCCAACCUGGCUGUCGCUGUGGUUCCAAACGUCUUAGGCAAUGUGCGUGCAGCUGGGCGAGUGCUGAGCUGUGUUACUGAGGGCUCUUUGGAGAGUCUGCUUAAUACCACUUACCAACUGCGCCAGGCAGCCAGGGAACUGGGCCCAGCCGGCCGAGCAGGCAGCCGCAGCCUGACUUUUGAGGCCGAGGGUAACGGCUCAGCCUUCCGCCUUCACAUGCACACGAUCACUCAGGAGAUCCUGGAAGACUUCUCUGGCCUGGAGUUCCUGGCUCGGGCAGCACUGGGCACUCAGCGGGUGGUCACUGGGUUGUUCCUGCUGGGCCUCCUGGGAGAGUCGGCCUGGUACCUUCAUCGCUACCUCACUGACCUGCGUUUCGACAAUAUCUAUGCGACUCGGCAGCUGGUUCGGCAGCUGGCCCAGGCUGGUACCACACAUCUGUUGACCUCUCCGCCUCCGUGGCUGCUCCAAACAGCCCAGCCUAGGCUGUCACGGGAGGAGCUGCUGAGCUGUCUCCUAAGGCUGGGGCUACUGGCAUUGCUCUUAGUAGCCACAGCUGUGACAGUGGCCUCAGACUAUGGGGCCUUCCUCUUGGCACAAGCAGCUGUAGCCUGGGCUCAGAAGUUACCCACUGUCCCAAUCACACUCACAGUCAAAUAUGACGCCUCAUAUAAGGUCCUGGACUUCAUCCUCUUCGUCCUCAACCAACCUCCAGUGGAGAGCGUGUUUGCCUCCGUGCAGCGUUCCUUCCGGUGGGAGCUGCGCUUCAUGCCCCACGACUGCCAUCUGCCGCAGGCUCAACCACCCCGUGUCACCGCUGCUCUGGCGGCGGGCGCCCUGCAACUGCUAGCGGGCGCCACCUUGGUGCUACAGGCCUACGCCUGGCGCCUGCGCCACACCAUCGCAGCCUCCUUCUUUCCAGCUCAGGAGGCCAGGAGGCUUAGUCACUUGCAGGCCCGGCUCCAGAGGAGACACAACCGGAGUGACCACCUGAACAGACAGCCCGGCACUAUGGCCACCCGGGAAUCCAGGAAGCCUGGACAGGGAACUAGGACUCUGGAAUCACAGGGACCUCAGGCACAUGACUCCCUUGGGCCUCCGUAUGAUCUUGAGUAGGUCGUUGCACAUCUCAGAGCUUCAGUUUCCAUAUCUACAUAAUGAUUGGGCGUGGCAACAGUGAUCUGCUUUUCACGGGGGAGGUGCGCGAAAUCGCGGCGAGUGGAAGGUCGGGAAGACGCGGCUGCGGUAAAGAGGACUGGACUUUUGGGAGGACCAGACGGCCCAGUCCCUUUCCGCUAGACAGCCCUGAUAACAUACUCAAUGGAGACCCUGCAAGUGGAUUCACCUCGGCACUCCUCCAACUUACAAGCCUUUGAGAAUUCACGUUAAUCUGCAAGUUUGAUCUUACAAAUGAGCACAGUCAUUAAAUAGAAGAGUAA
Mus caroli (Ryukyu mouse) is the source of this 1894-nucleotide messenger RNA. It is a transcript of the gene Ocstamp, whose product is annotated as osteoclast stimulatory transmembrane protein. Lineage: Eukaryota; Metazoa; Chordata; Mammalia; Rodentia; Muridae. The record is from RefSeq and is a predicted model, not a curated record. Gene Ontology annotation, cellular component: membrane.